This is a messenger RNA of Bursaphelenchus xylophilus (pine wood nematode), 1125 nucleotides long. NCBI's taxonomy places the organism in Eukaryota, Metazoa, Nematoda, Chromadorea, Rhabditida, Aphelenchoididae. The record is from the annotation of a GenBank genome assembly.
AUGGAUGGGUCCAUGGAGGCCGGCCCAUCGCGCUCUGACGCAAAAACUGAUUCUCCACCUAUUGAUGUGUCUAUAGAAAAGGUAAGAUCUCUCUUUUUGUAUCCGGUUUAGGAACAACGUAGCCAAUCCUUUUGUGUGAAACAUCCUAGCGGACGUUUUAAAGAAGAAAUCUGGAAAUUUGACAAUGAAAAAAUGGCACUUGUCUUGACGUUAUUGCAUAAUUUUGCAGGAAUCGAAGGAGACACGCAUGAAACCGCUGGAGAAAGCGCGUGCAAAGCUGGCGCAGACGAAGCAAAUGAAUAUCAAGUUAGCAGAGAACUGCAAUAAGCUUGCUUUGAAUAUAAUGGAUGAGUCCAUGGAGCCUGGCCCAUCGAGCUGUGAUCCAAACAUUGAUUUAGCAGCUAUGGAGGUGUCUGCAGGAAAGGUAAGAUUUCUCUUUUUGCAUCCGGUUUAGGAACAAGGUAGCCAAUCCUUUUGUGUGAAACAUCCUAGCGGACGUUUUAAAGAAGAAAUCUCGAAAUUUGUCAAUGAAAAAAUGGCACUUGUCUUGACGUUAUUGCAUCAUUUUGCAGGAGCUGAUGGUGUAUCCAGAAAAUGUAAGUUUUCUCUUUAUUCAUCCGGUUUAGGGACAAAGGAGCUGAUCUGUUUUGUGUGAAACAUCCCAGCGGACGUUGUAAAGAAGAAAUCUGGAAAUUUGACAAUAGCAAAAGGGCACUUGUCAAUAGAUUAUAUACAUCAUUUUGCAGCAGCUGAUAGUGUCCCAGAAAAUGUAAGAUUUCUCUUUUUUCAUCCGGAUUAGGAUCAAAUUAGCCAAUCCUUUUGUGUAAAACAUCCUUGCGGACGUUUUAAAGAAGAAAUCUCGAAAUUUGUCAAUGAAAAAAUGGCACUUGUCUUGACGUUAUUGCAUCAUUUUGCUGGAACUGAUGGAGAAAUGCGAGAAAGGGCUGGAGAAGGCGUGAGGAAAGCUGGAUCAAAGGAAGCAGACGACGUUCAGAACAUUUCAAUGUAAGUUUGUGACGUUGCCUUUUUGAUUUUUUUGUUUUUCUAGGCCAUUGAGCUAACAAUUUUCUCUGGUUAUACCUAAAAUAAUAUAAUUGAUAUUUCAGCCGGUCCAUGCUGAAGUAG